Amborella trichopoda is the source of this 1498-nucleotide messenger RNA. RefSeq names its product protein LATERAL BRANCHING OXIDOREDUCTASE 1. NCBI's taxonomy places the organism in Eukaryota, Viridiplantae, Streptophyta, Magnoliopsida, Amborellales, Amborellaceae. The record is from RefSeq and is a predicted model, not a curated record.
ACAAGAGAGACGUAUGCUAAUGGAGCUCUGCUAUCCCUUAAAAAGUUAAAACACCUCCUCAACAUGCAGGAAACCCACAUGCACCUCCAGGGCCUUCAUCCUCAAGAGCUUUUACAGUGAGAGAAAGGUCUCCGGGUAAGAGAAAAUCAAGAGAUUUUGCAGUGAGAGAGUGAGAAACCUCAGAAUUCAUCAUGGGUCUGGAAUCAAAACCUUUUGACAUGGACCCAGCCUUCAUCCAAGCCCCUGAGCACAGGCCCUCAGCCAUCUCUCACCAAUUUGCAGAAGGUGUCCCCAUAAUCGACCUCUCUCCUCUCUUGUCGCCCGAUUCCAAGAAAUCGAACCUUCUCUCUAUAGAAUUUAUAGAUCCUGCGACUCUCUCAACUUUGGUGGAUAAAAUCAAACAUGGGUGCAAAGACUGGGGUUUCUUCCAAGUCAUAAACCAUGGGGUUCCAAUAGAGCUUAGAAGAGCUGUAGAGGAAGUGUCUAUCAAAUUCUUUGGAUUUCCAUUGCCGGAGAAGCGAAAAGUUCGGCGAGAUGAGGAGAAUACAAUGGGGUAUUAUGAUGAGGAGAAUACAAAGAAUGUGAGAGAUUGGAAAGAGGUAUUUGAUUUCUCGGUGAGGAGCCCCAUUGUAAUUCCGGAGCUUGAGGGCGACAGCAUAAAAAGUGUCACCACCUUGGCGAACCAGUGGCCGGAGAAUCUGCCAGAAAUGAGGAGCGUAUGCAAAGCAUAUGCACAGGCCACUCAGAAGCUUGCAGUACGAUUGCUAGAGCUCAUUUCAUUGAGCUUAGGAUUGCCAGUCUCACGCUUGAAUGCUUUUUUCAAGGACCAGACAAGUUUUAUAAGGUUGAAUCACUACCCUCCAUGCCCAUCUCCAAAUGAGGCACUAGGAGUGGGAAGACAUAAAGAUUUUGGAGCCCUAACUGUGCUCGCACAGGACGACGUUGGUGGUCUCGAGGUGAAGCGCAAGGAUGGUGAGUGGGUCGCUGUGAAGCCGGUGCCAAAUUCUUAUAUAAUCAAUAUAGGGGAUAUAAUUCAGGUGUGGAGCAAUGAUGAGUACGAGAGUGCGGAGCACAGAGUGGUAGUGAACUCCAAGAGGGAGAGGUUUUCAAUGCCCUUCUUUUACAUACCUUCUGCUUGUGAGUUCAUAGAGCCACUUGAAGAAAAGAUGUCUGAGAAAAAUCCCCCAAACUAUUUACCAUACAAUUGGGGUCACUUUUAUAUUAGCAGAAAACUUAGCAAUUUCAAGAAGAGGAACACUGAAAACCUUCAGAUACAGCACUUUAGAGCAUCCAAGCUGAAUGCUUAGGGGGUUUGAAACUUUAGGAAGUAAUCAAAUAUGUAAUGAAAUAAUAGGCCUGUAAAGAGUCUUUGAAGUAGUCAUACAAUUUAAUAUAUGACUUAUACUGUGAAAUGUAAGCUUGGAACACUAUGAUUUUAUUCUAUGUAGAUAUAGUGCCAUGCUUGGGCUAUCUAGACAUGUUUGCUUUUGUUGGUCUA